AUGGCCAAAGCCCUUCACAACACGGAGGAAUGGAACUCCGUGGGAGACGAAAGGAGGUCUGCAGAUUGGAUUGGAAGUCUUGAAGAAGCAAAGGAUAGAUGCAUUGAAGACUAUCGAUGUGAGGUAGUGUGCUACCAUUCCAAGACGGGAAGGACACAAUACUACCAGAACUUCGAGAAAGCCUUAAAAGAAGUCGAGCGUGGUAGGAAAGGAUGGAACCGGAUUUUGCAAAAAGCACCACCUUGGGAGCAGAACGGCUGGAUGUGCCUGCAGGUAUCUCCACAGUGUCGCCGCAGAGCUGUGGAACUUGCCCAGAAGAAACAAGUUGAAGGUCGAAGAGAGACAACUGACACUCUGACCGAGUUCAAUUUACUGCGCAAGAGCCUUCACCGUCCACCUCCUGUUCCAUUUCAGCCGCAAGGUUCAUUUUCCCACGAUUCCGCGGACUUCUUGGGCAAGUUGAAGUUUCCAAUGGGUGAAAAGGCAGAAGAAUUGAGACAAGGAUGUACUGAUAUCGCUUCCAAAGUACUAGGUGCGACAGAAGUUCAGGAGUUGGACGAGUUGGACGGCUGUUCAGACCGCAUUUGGGUACAUCGCCCCAUCAAGGCGUCGCAGGAUCGUUGGCAAGAAUGUUGUUCUGGCGAACAUGGAAUGAAAUGCAAAGAUCGCUUUGCGAUUCCUGCUGCCAAUUGCGAUGAUUGUCAAGGUGUCUGCCUCGACACAGGAGCAGAAAAAGGCUAUUGCCUCGAGCUUGGCUCUCCCGGCAGUUGGCAGGGCUCGGGUGGCAAAGUCAUAGAGCUGAUGUCUGCUUCCUUGUGGGAUCCGGCAGCGCAACUUCUGUUGGAACCUUUCCUGCCUCCAAGAAUCGCACGGCGAAGGAAAUGCCUUCGCUUUCAAUCCUUCAUGUGA
This is a messenger RNA of Cladocopium goreaui, 909 nucleotides long. The record is from the annotation of a GenBank genome assembly. NCBI's taxonomy places the organism in Eukaryota, Dinophyceae, Suessiales, Symbiodiniaceae.